CUCGUAAGUACGUCCUGCGUUGUAUCGAAUGUUAGUAGCCACGAAUCCAAUCUGCGAGUCGACAUCUCUAAAUCCCACAAAUACCAUUAAUUAAAUUGUUCGAUGCAACUUCUUCCAGCGAGCUGCACCUCCAUUAGAGUACGCUGUAUCACAAUUCCACAACCCACCAACUCUAUCGCCAUUGUCCAUCGCCCUUUGGACCGAGACGCCGCCAAUCCCUCGUCAGCUCGAGCUUGUUUGUUUCGUCCGUGCAGGGUAUAUCAUCAGGUCAUUGAACGCACGCAACAGAACUUCUAUUCUCUUGUGUUGUGUUUCGGUCUGGACUGAGUGUAAGACAUACAGAGAACAUCUACUACUAGCUACCCAAGCUGUAGCUGUGUCAUUUAUUAGUUAUCUUGCCCCUCUGUAGCAAACCAUUCAGCAAAGAUGAGGUGGUUUGGACGCAACAGAAGCGAUAAGAAGAAGCAACCUCUGAUUCAGAUGGUUAACUCUGUUGGCAAGGAUGAUGAGCCAGCAGCACCAGCAGCACCAGCAGCAGAGGAAGCACCGCCCGCAGAAGCUGCACCCCAACAAGACCCCCCUGGAACUGCCACGGCUCCACCAGCCGACGCCAAUCCACCCCCUACAAACCCUGAAGCUGCUGCUGCUGCUGCUGCUGAUACUCCUGUACCACCCGUAACUUCUGAGCUGGACUACAACAUCCCGGCAAAACGCGUUACUAGCGGAGAGCGCGAGAUGAUUCUACCCAAGCACUUGAAGAAGAACUACGAUGUCAACGAUGAUGGAAAAGACGCAAAGGCCAACAAGCAGGGUAACAGUGAACUUGGUGGAACUGACUACUUACCAUUCGUCGACGUGCCAACAACAUCGCAGGACGACUCCCACAGCACCGCCGUCAUUUCGGCCAUUUCCCUCAGUACCAUUGGAGCUUCAAUAGAGCGUGAACUGGAAGGGGCCAAGGGUCUCAAGGGCAAGCCUCCGCUGGAGAUCAAGGCCAACACCCAUCAAAGUGUCAAAAAGAAAGAGAAUGUCGGUUACCUCCGACGAAACUUCCAAAAAGCUACCUUGGCUGUCAAGACAGCCGUGGUAAGCACACUCCCCAACAAGGUCGUCGAUGGAUUGGCAUCUGCCUAUGACACGAUACAUGCUCCCAGGAACAACAAAGACAAGAACCUGGAUGACGUUCCUGUCACGGCACGAAAGUACCGACGAGAUCACCCCGACUUGUUACUGCCCGGAAACGUUCCUCGAGUCGGCUUUACGGCUAUUUUUGCUGCCAUUCCCCUCUGGGUCAAGUACUUGGCGGUGGGUGCCGUGGCAGCCGCAGCUCUCACCGGCUUGGCAUUGGAACUGGAAAACACCAUGCUCGGAGAGCAACUCUUUGAUUGGCAAGAAGAAACCUUUGUCGACUGGACCGAAGAAAAGAGCGUGGCUUUCAUCGGUAACUCGUACUUUUUCGUCAAUGAUGUCCCCCGUCUCGUGAAUAAGAUCAGUGGUGGGCGAGUGCAUCAAGGCUCCUGUGUCAACCCAGGAGCAUCGCUGGGAAGACUUCUCCGAGCAGGAAACGGCAUGUACGAGUACUGGGACACAGAUAACGCUAUCACAUACAAGUUCAAUACCGAAUGGAACGAAGACUACGACGGCGAAGGUGUCCAUGACUACGGUUCUUGCAGUGUCUUCCAACUGCUGGAAGGGUACGAUAACGAUUUGACCUACAUGAACUACAACGGAGCAUACUACUACGAAGAAGGCAUGAACCCUUGUUUCGAAGACGAAAACUAUAUCUUGUACUUGAACGAUUGGAACUUGAAGAAUCCAAGCGUCUUUGACUAUGUCAUCUUGAACGACCAAACAGCUCGUAUGGCUGACGCUGAUGCAAGAGAGGACACUGUCGAUGCUUUGAAGUAUGCGUAUGCGCCCAUGAUCAAAGAUUCCCGAGCCAAGCCACUACUCGUUGACACUCAUGCCUACCCUAUGGAAGCAGGAAGCAACGAAACCGACUAUGGCGAGUCCAUUCCAUACAUGCAAGCCAUGAUCUACUAUGGUGUCGAAGAGUACCUAAUGGCACUCAAGUAUAACUUGCCCAGCUACCAAGAGCCCAAGGUUGUCCCCAUCGGUUUGGCAUACCUUACCGUGUGGGAAGAGAACCAUAGCUUGUGGUCCAAGCUCUUCCUGAAUGAAACCAUGCCUUAUGCCUCGCCUUAUGGAUCCUAUCUGUUCGCCAACGUCAUUUAUGCUUCCGUCUAUGGACACUUGCCGCGACGACCGACACAGCAAUCACAGAUCAAGGACUUCUUCAAAACUGCUCGUUACCUGCCCGAAUUGCCAGAUGAUUGGACCGGUAUCUUUCCUACCAUCCAAGAGUCCGACUACUUGCGACUUGUGGCAAGACGAGUUACUCUCAAUGGAGAAAUCCCUACUUCCUUCACCAAUGCAAAAGAACAGAUCGAACUUGAGCUACGGGGAGGAUAUGAAGCAGAAGAAGAAGAGUGUGUUUGCGAAGACAGUCGCGACCAAGAAGAAGAAGAAUGCGAAGAAGGCGAUGACGACGGCGCGGGUUGCGAGCAAGAGGAGGAAGAAGAGAAUGAGGAGGAAGAAGGGUCACAAGAGUGCGAGUGUCAAAGCCAGGACGAGGAUAUGGAUGAGCAAGAAAACAGAGGACGUCGUUUGGUGUAAGCAAAGCAUGAUUGACGCCAGUCUUAUUACUAGGCGGGCGGUUUUUUGGGACCUCAAUCAAAGAUAUGUGUAUGCAUUAUUUCAAACUUUUAAACUACAUAUUAGUCUAUCAUAAAAGUAAUACUGUUUCGUUAGGUGUUG
Seminavis robusta is the source of this 2817-nucleotide messenger RNA. Lineage: Eukaryota; Bacillariophyta; Bacillariophyceae; Naviculales; Naviculaceae. The record is from the annotation of a GenBank genome assembly.